AUGAGGGAAGAUUUGUUUUAUACAAGGGAUCAAGGGAGGCGACAUUUGAGCCUGCAUCAGGGCCUGGCUCAACAGGGGUAUCUGCAAGAGCGCCAAUCAAGAAAAGGAACAGCAGAAGCUGGACCUUUGAUAUCUAGUGAUAUACUCGACCUCGCAUCUCAACGACUAUUUAUUGUUUCGGCAUUCAUUCUUAUACAAAGUUGGAAAUUAUACGAUCUACUAUUACUCAAAUCAGACUUUGCCCUUUCAUCUAAUAGCAAUAAGGGACUUGAUGGUAUAUCAACAAUAUCGACCGCUGGGUUCUUGUUCAAAUACAUUAUCAUUGAUGGCUUAUUUGUAUGGAGUUUACCGAUUUUGAACAUUCCGUAUUUGAGGUUUUCUUUGUCAAAGACAAUUUUGUUCACAAUUAUUUUGAAUGCAUCAACUGUAUUCUUGGUAAGUUCUUGGGCUGUUCCACUUUUAUCAAACGUUUUUUUACCUGUUUGGAAGUUUGUACUACAAAAGAAGGAGCUAAACAUAGUGGGUGAGUCGAUCAAUGUGGCUAAAGCCAUUGACAUGGAUUCACAUUUCAAAGGACAGUUAACAAUUCAUUACCUUCCUGACUCAUCUGCCAAGAUGAACCCAUUCAAUAUUGAUCAGGUUUGUUUAGGUUCCGAGAACAACUUUAUGAUCAAAAUGCCUAUUGAAUUCAACUCAACUUCGGGGAUUGGUGUCAUACAGAUCCAACAGAUUACCCCAGAUAAUGAAGUACGUUUGCAUAAUUACACUGGCAGAGCACUCAAAAAGAUCUUAAAGCGGGAUGUCUCUAGUUUAGAGAGUCCCUCAAAGUUGCAUCGAAAUUUAAAGCCAAUGUCGAAACAUGUUUCAAAGUCCAAUACGAUCUUUUAUGCCGAGUAUCCUAUUAUAUCACCGGGAUCCUAUCGAAUCAAAAGCGUUUUGGAUACAAAGGGGAAUAGUAUACGAACAUACAAAUCUGAAUUUGUUGUAGCCGAGUGCCCACUGGCACGAUUCUACUAUCCUCCGCACUUUGACCAAAAUAAGAAAUUCACUUGCUUUACAUCCUUAACAACAGACUCAUUCAGCUUUCCAUGGAUUGAGACUUUGGGCCUGACACAUGUAUUUGUCUCAGUUGACGUAAGCUUGAAUAAACAGGAGUUUAAAAAAUUAAACAUUAGCGUUGGACAAGAUGUUGUUUCCAGUCCGAAAAACUCAAAAACUGAUAUAAGCUAUUUAAAGCCGCAGAGAUUAUUAAGAAACUCUUUGGAGGAAAACAUUAUGAAGCAGCUUAAUCAAACUUUGUUGGGAACAAACUCUUUAUUGGAAUUCAAAUUGGUUUCUGUUCAAGACACAAUUGGAAAUUUGCACCGAUAUCAACCACUUUCCAAAGACUCUGAUGUCUUUUAUGAAAUCAGUUUGCGAAAAUCACCAGAAGUGGGCCUAUUUGACUCAAAUCCCGAGCUAGAAUUGGCGAUCAACUCUUCAAAGAAGUUGUCUCUCUCUUACACCGACAUUUUUUAUAAAAAUGAUUUUCCCCUCGAUGUUGUUGUUGGAUUCAAUAAUGAAACUGAGAUAACUAAAUCAUUCAAGUCAGCAUCUGACUUGCAUCAAGGUAUUUCGAUUUCAAAGCCGGGAUCUUAUCAAUUACUAAAAGUGAACGAUGCCAAAUGUCCAUGUGCCAUAUCUCCCAAAAAUUCCGUCCAAGCAAAAUUAGCACAACUUCCCGAGAUAAAUAUUGCAGCCUCACCUAUAAGUGACCGAUGUCUAGGUGUCACGGGUUAUAAAUUUGAUUUCGAAUUUAGUGGGAAACCACCAUUUAGGCUUCAUUAUCAUAUAUAUACCAAUGAAACUGGUGGUGUUUUGAAACCAAUAAGGUCUGCUACAGGUAAAGCCACGAGAGAAAUUAUUUCAAAUUCUAAGUCACACUCGUUUGAAUUCCAGCCCCCAUCUGAGGGUAACUAUGCCAUAGUUUUCAACAGUAUAAUGGAUAGUUAUUACCAUCGACAUCCUAUCGCGAUUGAUGAGAAAAAGUACACAUACCACACGUACUUUAGACAAGUUUCAGAAAUAGGAAUGCAAGUUAGAUCGCGGACAGUCAAAACAUGCUACGGUGUGCCUGCUACGUUACCAUUGACAUUUAAAGGUAAUGGACCAUUUAGCUUUGUUUACGAUUUUGUUAACCCAGAUACAGGAAAGCCAAUAACUAAAAGUACCUCAGUUACAAAUGUGACCUCUUAUUCAAUUACAACACCUCCAUCUUUGUAUGGUAAAGCUGCAGAUGUUGUGUUGAGGAGUGCAAAAGAUCGGUUUGGAUGUGAUGCAAGAAUGACCUCGCAGAGUAUUCGAAUUAUUAGCAGACCAGAAAUUCCUGAGGUUGAGUUUGGUGCAGCGAAAGAGCAUUUUGAAAUUGUUGAAGGUAGUUUCAUAGAGGUGCCAUUGAAUAUCAAGUCGUCAGUUGGUUUGCGUGGAUCAGACUUGAUCAAUCUCAAAUUUGUACCAAAGGAUGGAGACGAAAUCGAGGACUCUCGAAUAAUAAGGGCUGAAAUAAGAAGCGGUUCUUCUGUGAAAUUGACCAAAGCAGGUAGUUAUUGGCUUGAUUCAUUUGUUAAUGAUGGUUGUCAGGGACUUGUCUCACACAGUGAACGCAAAAUUACAUUGUCGUAUUUUGAUCGCCCAGAAAUGAAACUUUCAGUUGAUAAAGAUUUGCUCGAUAUUCAAGACACAACCACAAUAUCUUUGAAACCCGUUUGUAAUGGAUGUCCUCUUGAGGCGGAAUUGCAAAUGUACGGAAAACCACCAUUUUUGGUUGACUAUGAGCUAAAGUUACCUUCUGGAAGAAUUGAGUCGAGAAAAAUUCGUAUUGAUGGCACUAGAAUGAAAGUGAAGUUGCCAACUAAGGAGGAUGGCGUAUAUGAACACCGUUUUGUCCGUAUCUAUGAUGCACACUAUUCAGAACAUACUGGUAUCCAUAUCAGACCCGCUGUCCCCAAGAUAUCGUACAAGAUUAAUCCUUUGCCCAACGUCAAGUUUGUUCCUGAUAGGCACUUUUCUCAAAUCUGUGAGAACAAAUUGAAAAAUAUUGACGAAGUUUUGGAAGUGCCUGUUCUACUCUCAGGAGAAUAUCCAUUUGUCAUUGAUGCAACGAUAACAAAUGAAGAAACGAGGAAGCAAAAAUCUAUCCAAUUCCGCAAUGUCAAUAAACCUACCUUGGAUGUGCAACUAUCUAAUUUUGAGUCUCUUGGGGAUUACUCAAUAGUUUUGAACAAAAUAAUUGAUGGAAAUGGUUGCAUCAACACCGAGCAAAGAUCAAACCGCAAAUACAUUUUGUCAAUAACUGAGCCUCCUGAUGUUGUUUCUUCAUUUCCCGAACAGAAACAUUACUGUGUUGGUGAUCAUGUGUCGUAUAAUGUUAACGGUGUAUAUCCUGUCACUGUUUCGUACCAAUACAAUGAUGUCAACAAAGAAGCCAAAGUCCACCAACGCUUUAUAAGAUUAGCUUCGAAACCUGGAAUUUUACACAUCAAGAGGUUGGUUGAUUCGGGCGAGAAUAGUUGUGUAGUUGACUUGAGCGCGAAUCAUGAAAAAUUUGCGUCGUUGCUGCUCCAAGUGCAUGAUCUUCCUAGUGUUGAGGUCAACAAGGGUGAUUAUAUAGUUGAGGAUUUGCAUGAAGGUGAUCAAACUGAAUUGAUUUUCACUUUCCAAGGCGAGCCACCAUUUCUGGUUACAUAUAUAAGAACCAUUGAUGUCAAAAAGGGUGGUAAAAAAUUGAGGAAGCUUUUGGAAAAGGAAACAGUGCUGAAUAUCGAGGAUUUCGAACAUGUUGUAUUGGCUAGCCUCGAGGGUACUUAUGAGGCCAUUGAAGUGCGUGACAAGUAUUGCCGAGCAGUUAAAAAUAUACAUUACAUAGAGUAG
Molecule: messenger RNA, 3909 nt
Organism: Lodderomyces elongisporus
Lineage: Eukaryota; Fungi; Ascomycota; Pichiomycetes; Serinales; Debaryomycetaceae
Gene: POM152
Product: Pom152p
Exons: 1
Coding region: 1-3909 (1302 amino acids)
Biological process (GO): protein import into nucleus; nuclear pore organization
Cellular component (GO): nuclear pore transmembrane ring
Molecular function (GO): structural constituent of nuclear pore
Source: RefSeq, a predicted model, not a curated record